AUGGGGUCAUCCAUCUUCUUUGAUGCUCACUUCGAUGCCAUUGUCGAGCAGGCACUGAAGUUUUAUCAUUGUCCUGGACUGUCUAUUGCCGUUGUCCACAAAGGCACUACGUAUGCAAAAGGUUAUGGCUUUGCAAAUAUUGAAUCAAAAACAGCCGUGACCCCUGAAACACUUUUCUACACUGGAAGUACCACCAAAUCCUUUACCGCUGCAGCGUAUUCCAUCAUCGCAUCUGAGCCAUCUAAAUAUGGUGGUGUGGACUGGAGUACACCCAUAUCUCAUAUUACCCCAGAAGACUUUGUGCUUGCAGAUGAGUGGGCGACUAAUCACGUUACCGUCAAGGACGCUUUGUCCCAUCGCACAGGUUACCCAGGGUGCGACAUGGCGUAUGGUCAAGUAGGAACAAAUAUGAAAGAUACGAUCAGGCUCUUGCGGCACCUGCCCAUGGUUGCCGAGCCGAGGGUGGAAUGGCGGUACCAGAAUAUUAUGUAUACAGCAGUCAGCAACGCUAUCGAGAAAGUCACUGGCAUGUGGUUAGGAGAUUUUUUGCGUCAAAACAUUUGGACUCCACUGGAUAUGGCUAGCACUUUCUUCACCUUGGAGCAUGCAUUGCAAUAUGUCAAAGCAAGCAAGGGACAUAAUGUACAGCUGGCCACAGGUUAUCGAUGGGUGGCUGCAGAUGAAUAUGGCUGUCGAUUUCUGACUGGUGACAAUCAAGCUGGUCAUUUUGUCGAAGAGCCCUACAUGAACCUGUCACAUGUAUCGGGAGCUGGCACAAUGAUUAGUUCGGUCGUUGAUUAUGCCAAAUACCUCCAUUGCAUGCUGCAACAAUCAGAACCUAUUCCCCCUUUGGGCCACCGAGCUCUUCGUCAGGCUCAUACACUGAUUAACUCCGAAGUGUUUCCAACUUUCCAUGAAAUCUACGCACGUGGCGGCGGUGGGCCAGUUGAGAUAUACCGUCAUCCGGGUGCACUUUACGGCUUCAGGGCGGAGAUGGUAUAUGUUCCCAAACUCGAGCUUGGAAUCAUUACACUUGGAAACGGGGCCCCAACCGCUACUCAGGUUGGUCAACUAUUAGUGUAUGAGAUAGUGGACAACUUGCUUGGUAUUGAUCGUUCAGCUCGGUUUGAUCUGAAGAAGGAACACAUUGCUCAAGAAGAGGCACUUUUGAAGACGCUGCCGCUACAAAUAUCCCAGAAGAGACUCUUUGGGCCCUUUACUGGCAGCGUCAGGCCUUUGCGUAUAUCCAUGCAGGAUCAUGCUGGGAAGUACUCGAAUGCAGGCUAUGGUGAAGUAACAAUCAGUGUUCGAAGCCGUGAUGCAAACUAUAAACUCGCCGAACUGAGCGACAGCGCUGGUCAAGUCACGGAUCAUUUCCUCCGCCUCUCUCCGUCCCCCCACACAUGGCGCUGGGCUGCAGAUCUUACCCACGUCUCAGACGAGUGGUUCCUUGCCAGCUUCGUCAACUCGUAUCCGCCACUGGAGUUCAAGCAAAACCCAGAUCGGUAUCAGUACGGCGAUGAAGGUGUGCUGGAGACCCGUGUGAGGGCAGUGUUCAAGCUUGAACCCCAGGGGGCCGUCAGGCGACUGGGAAUUGAGCUCGAGCCAGACGUUGCUGAUGCUGAGGAAGCAAAGCAGAGAAGAGGCAAGGGUGACAAGAGGACAGAUGGAGUGUGGGACUGGGAUAUAGAAAAGGGGAUGAUUUGGUUUGAGCGGAUUGAUUGA
Molecule: messenger RNA, 1725 nt
Organism: Endocarpon pusillum Z07020
Lineage: Eukaryota; Fungi; Ascomycota; Eurotiomycetes; Verrucariales; Verrucariaceae
Exons: 3
Coding region: 1-1725 (574 amino acids)
Source: RefSeq, a predicted model, not a curated record